AUGGAAAGACUUCAACGUUUAUUUGGAUCUGCUGCUGCUGGUUUAGGACAGGGAAUGCAACCUGGUAUGGAUACACCUACUGUAGACAAUGCUGAAAUGGUUUAUAUUUCGUCUUUGGCUCUUUUAAAGAUGUUGAAACACGGUCGUGCUGGUGUCCCUAUGGAAGUGAUGGGUUUGAUGCUGGGAGAAUUUGUUGACGAUUAUACUGUUCGUGUUAUUGACGUAUUUGCUAUGCCACAAAGCGGUACUGGUGUCUCAGUAGAAGCUGUCGACCCUGUUUUUCAGACCAAGAUGUUAGACAUGUUAAAGCAGACAGGCAGACCAGAGAUGGUUGUUGGAUGGUAUCACUCUCAUCCUGGUUUUGGCUGCUGGUUAUCUAGCGUUGAUAUUAACACACAACAGAGCUUUGAACAAUUGAAUCCAAGAGCAGUUGCAGUUGUCGUAGAUCCUAUUCAAUCAGUAAAGGGCAAAGUAGUGAUUGAUGCAUUCCGACUUAUCAACCCUCAAACAGUCAUGCUUGGUCAAGAACCACGUCAGACAACCUCAAAUAUUGGUCAUUUAAACAAGCCAUCUAUUCAAGCAUUAAUCCACGGCUUAAACAGACACUACUAUUCGAUUGCUAUUAACUACAGAAAGAAUGAAUUAGAAGAAAAGAUGUUACUCAAUUUGCAUAAAAAGGAUUGGACUCAUGGUCUGACAUUAGACAACUUUACUGAGCAUACUGAAAUGAAUGAAAAGAGCGUCGCCAGCAUGUUGACACUAGCAGAAGCAUACAACAAGUCUGUACAAGAAGAAUUAACAAUGACACCUGAACAACUCAAAACAAGGCAUGUGGGUAAACAGGAUCCCAAGCGUCACUUGGAGGAUAAGGUUGAAGCAGUCAUGGGUAACAACAUUGUCAUGGCAUUGGGAACAAUGAUUGAUAGCGUUAGUUUUUAA
Messenger RNA from Rhizopus microsporus ATCC 52813, 939 nucleotides. Its product is annotated as Mov34-domain-containing protein. Gene Ontology annotation, cellular component: proteasome regulatory particle, lid subcomplex. Gene Ontology annotation, molecular function: metallopeptidase activity; proteasome binding; protein binding. NCBI's taxonomy places the organism in Eukaryota, Fungi, Mucoromycota, Mucoromycetes, Mucorales, Rhizopodaceae. Gene Ontology annotation, biological process: protein deubiquitination; proteasome-mediated ubiquitin-dependent protein catabolic process. The record is from RefSeq and is a predicted model, not a curated record. Bases 1 to 939 code for a protein of 312 amino acids. The transcript has 5 exons.